AUGGGGAAGUAUAGAAAACGGUUCAAUGAGAAAGCUAGAUCAGGAAUGCUUGCUAAGCAAGCGGCAUUAAAGAGGGCUAGAAAUAAGCAAUUUUUCACACAACAACGAGAAGAAGAAAAAGAAGAAGAAGAAGGAGAUGAUACUCGUUUGGAUACUUUGUCGCAGGCUGAUAAAGAAGACCCUAAUGCUGAAAUUUUACAAGUUAUACCAGAAGAUGAGCGCCUUAGAAGAAAACGAGCGAUGGAAGAGAGACUUUUUUCCCCAAAUGACAAGGAGGUUAAGCUAUCAAGGGCAAAGAAGAAAAGGUUGGACAAGUACAUAGACCACCAACUUAAAAGAGAAGAGAGAAAACUAUUAUUGGAGAAACUUGCUGAAACAAAGAUGGAUACCUCAAACUUAUCUGCACUAAAAGACUUGGGGAAGGGAAAAUUGACUAGAAGGGAGGAAAUGGAAGAAGCAUUGAGUCUAGAGAAACAAGGCAGGGCUGAUGAACACACUCAAGAAGUAUUAUACGAGCCUAGAGAAGUGAAAGAAUAUUCCGCAGAUGAAAGCGAGCAAGAUGAUGAUAUUAAUAACAAGAAAGAACAUGAAAUCAACCUGACAACAACAUCAACCUUUAUUGACAAUAGGCCCUCGAAGUUUGGGGGUUCUGGUAUUGGAUUUGGAUUUCGAAACAUCUCCCUCGUCAAAAGAGAACAACCCAUUUCUAAGAAGAAAUAUGGUUGGAGAAAGCGACUAGAGCUUGAAGAGAAAAAGCACCGAAUGCAGGAGGAUUUGGAUGACUUUGUUAGUUCUUCUGAUGAACAAUUGGUAAGCGAUGAGAAAAGCAAUGAUGAUGACGAAGAAGACGAAGAAGACGAAGAAGAAGAAGAAGAAGACGAAGAACAAGAACAAGAAGAAGACGAAGAACAAGAAGAAGACGAAGAAGAAGAAGAACAAGAAGAAGAACAAGAACAAGAUAAUGAGAGCAUUACUGGAGAGUUACAAGCAGACAAAAGUUUGACAAAUAAACCCAAAAUGUCUGAAACUGAGAAACUGGAAAAUGGAUCUUCAGUUGAUGAAGAAGAAGAAAGUAUUGAGGAUGAAAGUGAGGAUGAUAAUACCUCCUUAGACGACGAGGACGAGGAGGAUGAAGAGAAUGAACCAAGACUUAUGAGCAACAAACCAAAACACUCGAGUGUUGCAAGUUCAUUCAAGGAAUGGGCUGAGGAGCAGUUGAAACGUGCUGAAGGGAGGGAAAAUGUGCCCCUUAGAGCGGAAAUAUCUGAUGACAUAAAAAAGAAAUACUCAAAGCCAACAUUUCAUAGUGAAGACUUUGAUCAUCCAUCCGAUGAGGAAGAUUAUAUACCAAUUGAUGAAAAUUUGAAACGUGAUGCUUUUGUGGUGGAUGUACAAAGACCAGACAAUGUCCAAGAGCAGCGCAUUGCAUUACCCGUCUUUGCUGAGGAACAUAGGAUCAUGGAGGCUAUUUAUCACCACGAUUGCAUUAUACUAUGCGGGGAAACAGGAUCUGGUAAAACAACUCAAGUUCCGCAGUUUUUGUAUGAGGCUGGAUUUGGCAACUUGAAGCAUACCCUACAUCCAGGUAUGAUUGGGGUGACCCAACCUAGGCGAGUUGCCGCAGUUUCUAUGGCAAAAAGAGUUCAAAAUGAGUUGGGUGAUCAUGGAAGCAAAGUAGGAUAUCAAAUUAGAUUCGAUUCUACCAUCAAGAACGAAGGUACAGAGAAGGGCACAGCCUUGAAGUUUAUGACAGAUGGUGUAUUGCUCAGGGAGAUGAUGUCAGACUUUUUGUUGACAAAGUAUUCAGUUAUCAUUAUUGACGAAGCACACGAAAGGAACAUCAACACGGAUAUUUUGAUUGGGAUGUUGACCAGGGUUGUCAAAUUGCGAAGAAAAUACUAUACCCAGGAUACAGAGAAGGCCAAACCUUUGAAAUUGGUGAUCAUGUCAGCCACAUUGAGAGUCUCUGAUUUUGCAGAGAACCUGGCACUAUUUCAAAAAGCACCUCCAAUAAUAAACGUUCUGGCCAGGCAACAUCCUGUGUCAAUCCAUUUCAACAAGAAAACACAAUUCAACUACAUGGAGGAAGCUUUUAGAAAAGCUUGCAAAAUACAUCGUAAACUUCCACCAGGAGGUAUCUUGAUAUUUUUAACAGGUCAGUCCGAAAUUUCUGCCUUGGUGAAAAAGCUACGCGACGAAUUCUCGCUGAAAAGUAGUAUACCAAAUGGCCAAGAUGACACUGAUACUACAAAGAUGCGUUUGUCAGAGAACGUACAACAAGAAGCUGAAGAUUUUGAAUUUAGUGUUGAAGAAAACACGAGGGAAUCUUAUGAGGAAUAUGACGACUACGACAACGAAAAAGAGGAGGAGGAGGAGGAGGAGGAGGAAGAAGAAGAGGAAGGUUUUGAUGAAGUUCAAGAGACAAAGCUUGGGGAGGGGGAGGAGCCUAUUGUUGGCCCACUCCAUGUUUUGCCGUUGUAUUCCUUAUUACCUACCAAACAACAAAUGAAAGUUUUUGACACUCCACCAAAAAAUAGUAGGUUAUGUAUUGUUUCAACAAAUGUUGCCGAGACUUCUUUAACAAUCCCAGGGAUACGUUAUGUUAUUGACUGUGGUCGAGCAAAAGAACGAAAGUACAACAAAGAAAAUGGGGUGCAGUCGUUUGAAGUUGACUGGAUUUCGAAAGCCUCUGCUAAUCAACGAGCUGGAAGAGCUGGAAGAACUGGUCCAGGACAUUGUUAUCGUCUAUAUUCUUCUGCUGUCUUUGAGGAAUUUUUCCCACAAUUCAGUGUUCCUGAGAUAUUACGAACUCCAUUUGAGAGUGUCGUGUUGAGCAUGAAGUCUUUAGGAAUUGACCAAAUAACCAAUUUCCCUUUCCCCACGCCUCCCGAUAGAGCUGCACUUGAUAAAGCAGAACGGCUACUUGUUAUGCUUGGCGCUCUUGAUAGCAAGCAGAAGCAGAUCACGGAUCUAGGAAAGAAGAUGGCUUCAUUUCCUUUGAGUCCAAGAUUUGCUAGAAUUCUUAUUACGGCAAACCAGCAAGAAUGCUUAAAUUACGUGAUUGCCAUAGUUUCGGCUUUGUCUGUUGGAGACCCGCUUUUAUCAGAAAAUGAGAUAAUGGCGAAUAGAACCGAAGAGGAAUGCAAGGAAUUGCGGAGUAAAUUUUUCAAUUCCAGAGCGAUUCUUUCCAAGUUGGAUGCCUCCAGUGAGUGCAUAAUGUUAUUAUCAACAGUUUGUGCUUUAGAUCAUGUUCCUCAAGGAAAGCUGCAGGAGUAUAUGGAAUCAAAUUUUUUGCGACCCAAAGUUAUGGAAGAGAUUCAGAAAUUGAGGAAACAGCUUAGCGUUAUUGUUCAGCUGUAUUUGAUGCCAGGAACUGAUUUGUCGUUGUUAACUCGAAACAAGGGGGCAUUAGCAGUGCCUUCCAAAAAACAGAUUGAUGCAAUCAAACAGAUGAUUGCAUCCGGAUUUAUAGACCAAGUUGCCAUACGAGGCGAUUUGGUUUCAGUUGAUGCCAAAGUCAGUAACAAAACACGAGUCACAAAUAUACCAUAUUGUCCAGUUUUCCCAUUGGACCAAGAUCCUUUUGUCUACAUACAUGCAAACUCAUUAAUGGCUAGGUCAAGAAGUAUGCCCAGUCCCUAUAUUGUUUUUUUGAAUCUUAGCAUGAAAAAACCUGAUGAAGAUCAAAAGACGAGGAUCCGAAUGAGGCCAUUAGUGGAUAUCAGCGGUGAACAACUUGAAAACGUUGCCAAAAAUUCGGUAUUAGUUUCUUACUCGAAGCCAUUGGGUCAUCCCUAUGCACCAAAGAGUUUGUCUGUUACUAGAAGAGAGUGCUACGUUGUGCCAAGGUUCGGCGCUGCAGUAGGUACGGGCGGUAUAGGUUGGGACUUGCCUGCUAUUAAAGUGAUUCAGGAAAAAAAGCAUGGUAAAUGGAUUAAUGUUGAAUAG
Lodderomyces oxycetoniae is the source of this 3948-nucleotide messenger RNA. RefSeq names its product ATP-dependent RNA helicase. Lineage: Eukaryota; Fungi; Ascomycota; Pichiomycetes; Serinales; Debaryomycetaceae. The transcript has a single exon. The record is from RefSeq and is a predicted model, not a curated record. Bases 1 to 3948 code for a protein of 1315 amino acids. Gene Ontology annotation, molecular function: ATP binding; helicase activity; RNA binding. Gene Ontology annotation, cellular component: intracellular anatomical structure; nucleolus. Gene Ontology annotation, biological process: maturation of SSU-rRNA from tricistronic rRNA transcript (SSU-rRNA, 5.8S rRNA, LSU-rRNA).